UUUACACUCAAGCAGACAAUCCACACAGUCACCCUUUGCUCCCCUGGCUACAAUCCAAAGUUUUACUUUUUCUUCCGGCCAGUUCAAAAGUACUUUACUGUCUAGCAAGUAGCAGCGUCGGUUUCUCACUGGAGACAAAUGGGAAGGGCACCUUGUUGUGAAAAGGUGGGCUUGAAGAAAGGGAGAUGGACUGCAGAAGAGGAUGAGAAAUUGACAAAGUAUAUUCAAGCUAACGGAGAAGGGUCUUGGCGGUCAUUGCCCAAGAAUGCAGGGUUGCUUAGGUGUGGAAAGAGUUGCAGAUUGAGAUGGAUUAACUAUUUGGCAGCUGACUUGAAGAGGGGAAACAUAUCUGCUGAGGAGGAAGAGAUCAUCAUAAAUUUACAUGCUUCUUUGGGCAAUAGGUGGUCUUUGAUAGCCAGUCACUUACCAGGAAGAACAGACAAUGAGAUAAAGAACUACUGGAACUCUCAUUUGAGCAGAAGAAUUUACAGCUUUAGAAGACCUGUAAAUGAAAGACUACCAUUGAUCAUCGAAACAGCCAAGGAGGGCAUGUUAGCCAAAAGUGGAGCAGGUAGAUUUGCAAUAAAGAAAAAAAAAAUUAGCCACCCUCAAAAAGAUGCCAUCAGGGUGCCAACAAAGAGACCACGAAAGGAAAAUAAUACUGGUGAUUUCUCUAAUUCAAAUAUUGAAGGCAUCCAAUUGCCACAGACACCAGCAACAGAAAAAAAUACCUUGUCAAGUACAAUCAAUGAUACGGUGAUUUGGGAUCCAUGUGCAGAGGACAAGGAGCUAAUGGACCUUGUCGUGACAACUCCCUGUCCAGAAACUGGAAGAGUAAUGUUGGGUUCAAGUGGGGAGAAAGCAAAAAUGGUCAUAUGCCCUGGUGAAGAGAGAAGAAGACCGAAUUCAAUUUUGCACCCUAGUGGAGGUGAGAAAGAAAAUGAUAGCUUCGGACAAUUCUGUGAAGGCAUCGAAAAUGAGAUGCUGAGUUUUAAUGAGGUGAUGGACAAGGAGUUGCUGGAUCUAGAUGGUGAUUCGAGUUUAAAUGAUGAGGGACAAAAUAGUCUCUUGGUGCACAGUGGGGCGAGGCAGAGUGGGGUCUUGAGUCCAAAUAAAACAGUAGACGUUUUUGAGUCCAUUGGUGAUUUGAGCUCGAAUGGAGAGAGUGGUGACUGGCACUCGUUUUCUUCGAUAAGCACGUCAGGUUUUGACGAUUGUGGCGUUGAUUGGAGCUGGGAUGAUGUGAUGGGAGGACACCUUGAGAUAGGAGAUGAGACCAAAGAAGAGAAUAUGCUAUCUUGGUUGUGGGAGAACGAGAAGGGGGAAGAGGAAACUCAGAGACUAGAAGAUGUAGUGAACUAUGAGCAGCAAAAUGCCAUGCUGCUUGGCUUCUUUCUUGAUUUGCCUCAAUAAAUAGCCUCUUCUUGUCGAGUGUUCUACCAAAAAGUUAGUGUUAUAGCUAGAAGAUAACAUCAAGAAGUUUAUGGUUGACUUGAUUUCCUCCUCCCUUUCCUGUUCGUAGAAAUUCAAGAUGCGAAAGCAGUAUUAGUAAA
Molecule: messenger RNA, 1553 nt
Organism: Populus nigra (black poplar)
Lineage: Eukaryota; Viridiplantae; Streptophyta; Magnoliopsida; Malpighiales; Salicaceae
Product: MYB-like transcription factor ODO1
Exons: 3
Coding region: 139-1413 (424 amino acids)
Source: RefSeq, a predicted model, not a curated record